Messenger RNA from Drosophila kikkawai, 1284 nucleotides. RefSeq names its product 32 kDa beta-galactoside-binding lectin. The record is from RefSeq and is a predicted model, not a curated record. Gene Ontology annotation, molecular function: carbohydrate binding. NCBI's taxonomy places the organism in Eukaryota, Metazoa, Arthropoda, Insecta, Diptera, Drosophilidae.
GGUGACGUCUCCAGGGCGAGAACAAAACAAACAGCUAGUUAGUCCCAUACACAAAAUAUUAAGUUGCGCUCGCGGCUACAGCGUUUGCUCAAGCACCAAUUGUACCGCCGUUGCUCCGCCCGUCCGUCGCUGAUUAGAUAAAGUUCCGGCAAGCGGCGGAGAGCCGGGAGAAGGCGAGCUCCGGGCUCUCCCACCGGCCCUAAAAUACAUUUUGUUUUCGUUCAGUGGACAGGCGAUAGUGAGUUCGAUUGGUAAUUGCUGGCGAAAAACAGGCAGGAAUCAUGUUAACCGAGUACGCUGGCAACUUGUCCCAUCCGCUGGAGUUUGGCCAUGUGCUGGAGGUCGUGGCCAAGACCAUUGAUGGUGCCGCCAGGUUUCACAUCAACCUGUGCACAGCCAAGACCACGGUGGAUCCGGACGCGGACAUUGGCCUGCGCUUUUCCUGCUAUUUCCGCAACGAUGUGAUCGUGAGAAACUCCCGGGUGCACGGCGUAUGGGGCGAGGAGGAAACCCAUGUCCUGGACAGCAACACGCUGCCCAAUCCCAUCGUCAGUGGGGAGUUUUUCCUCGUGUACAUCCUGUGCUGCGAGGACAGCUUCGCCAUCUCCAUAAACAGCCGGGAGUUCUGCCGGUUCCGGUACCGCUUGCCGCUGGGAGCGAUCCGUGCGCUGGAGAUUCGUGACCAAAUCCAGGUGAUCAAGCAAGUGGAUCACCGCACCGUGUUCCCCAAUCCCUGGCCCGCCGUCCACGCCUCGGACUACUUCAAGGCGUUCAGCAACGACCAGCCGAUCCUCUUCAGUCCUGGCCACGUGAUAGUCAUCACAGCCCGCUGCUUCGAGAACAAGAAGGGCCAGUUCAUCAUCAAGUUCAUGGACUCGGACACCAAGCGAGAAGAGCUGCACUUCAGCGUGCGCUUCGACGAUAAGGCGGUGGUGCGGAACUCCAUGAACAAGAACUUUGAAUUCGGAAACGAGGAGCGCCACGGUGGAUUCCCCUUCGUCUUCAAUCAGCAGUUCAAGCUGGCGCUGGCCUUUACGGAACGAGAAGUCCUGACCGCCGUGGACGGGUACAACUUCUUCAGCUAUGCCUGGCGCACACCCAGCGCAAUGAUGAAUUUGGUGGGCUUCAAGGUGACCAGUAUUAAUGGCCUGGUGAUCCAGAUAACGGGUGUGGAUCACCUGCAGACGGGCGAUCCGACGUGCGGCGGCUUCGAGAAGUAUUCCCGCCACGACUAUGAGUGUGUGUAACCGAACCAAGUCUGAAAAUAUAUACGUUGUUAACUCA